Suillus discolor is the source of this 636-nucleotide messenger RNA. RefSeq lists its product as uncharacterized. The record is from RefSeq and is a predicted model, not a curated record. The transcript is spliced from 2 exons. The coding region runs from base 379 to 600 and encodes 73 amino acids. NCBI's taxonomy places the organism in Eukaryota, Fungi, Basidiomycota, Agaricomycetes, Boletales, Suillaceae.
GUGCUACGAUCGCUGGGAUAAAAAUUCUGCCUCCGCUGUUCUCUGACUGUACACUGAUACUCCACCCGGCCUGGCUCUUGAUUUAGCCUCAACCCUUGUGUAAGUAUGUGAUGAUAAAUAUAUCCCGCAGUAUUAUGAUGUAGAGAAAUUCAAGACGACUGUCUUGGCGUGAGGGGGAGACUGCUAGGCGUAGUUGCUGUUUUCGAACUUAGGGAUUAAUAUUUUAACCAGCAACCGUUAUUAAAUGGAUGAGCACAAAACCGACGAAUAACCAACAAAAAAGGACAAACCUGUACUUAGCUUAAAGAUCUAGCACUUUUCAUCUGUAAGGCUCACCUCGCCAACCUGUAGAUCCAACUGAUGACACCGAAGGUCUAGAUGAAUCCCUUGGCGAUCAUUCUCCUGGCAUUUACGGCUGUUGGUCCUCUUAGUGCACGAGCCAUAUUCGACUUCACGAUCACUGACGCUCCAUGCAUUUGGGAGUCGUGUGGGGGAAUCCCGUACUUGGGAACGGUUGUUGCGGACACGAGAAGUUGCGACUUAAACGGUGUCGAGGCGACUCAGUACUGUUGUAGUGUAUCAACUGAGAAAGCAUUGUGACGUAAAUGAGAGGCCCGGGUAUGUCAGUGAUGAAAC